This is a messenger RNA of Linderina pennispora, 540 nucleotides long. Its product is annotated as TRAPP I complex. Bases 1 to 540 code for a protein of 179 amino acids. Gene Ontology annotation, biological process: intra-Golgi vesicle-mediated transport; endoplasmic reticulum to Golgi vesicle-mediated transport. NCBI's taxonomy places the organism in Eukaryota, Fungi, Kickxellomycota, Kickxellomycetes, Kickxellales, Kickxellaceae. The transcript has 3 exons. Gene Ontology annotation, cellular component: cytosol; TRAPP complex; cis-Golgi network membrane. The record is from RefSeq and is a predicted model, not a curated record.
AUGGCAAAGCAGUACCGGAACAUUGGCGAGGACGUGUGGAAGAACAAGGUCGAGAAGGUCAAUGCCGAGCUUUUUAUUUUCACGUACGGCUCGCUGGUGGUGCAACUGGUCAAGGACUACGAAGACUACCAGGCUGUGAACAAGCAGCUGGAUAAGCUCGGCUACAACAUCGGCGUGCGCCUAAUCGACGAUGUGCUGUCCCGUACCAGCCUGGACAAAUGCAAAGACAUGCGCGAAACCGCCGAGGUGAUUUCAAAGGUCGGCUUCCGCAUGUUCCUGAACAUUGCGCCGUCGGUGUCGGCGUGGUCGACGGACUCCAAGGAGUUCUCGCUGAUCCUCGACGACAACCCAUUGAACGACUUUUGCGAGCUGCCGCCUCGGGCGGUGCAGGACGGGCUGUGGUACAGCAAUGUUCCUAUGGUUGGGCUGCAGGUGAAGGUGGAGUUUGUCCGGGACGUGCUGAGAGGUGAUGAUGUGUCGGAGAUUCGCGUCCGGCUGGAGAAGAUGCUGGACGAGGAGGUGCCGGUGGGCGAUGAUUAG